Molecule: messenger RNA, 3456 nt
Organism: Phytomonas sp. EM1
Lineage: Eukaryota; Euglenozoa; Kinetoplastea; Trypanosomatida; Trypanosomatidae
Source: the annotation of a GenBank genome assembly
AUGAUCGAGCGGGGAGGAGCGGAGCUCGUGAGCUUUGAGGGCCGUCCAGCCACUGCGGUGGUACAAGCUGGAGCGGAUAAUCCUUUGGCGGAAGAAAAAGAAAAGAUACGGGGAGAAGAAAAGGGGCUGCGACCGUCAACCGCGCAGCACACGCGUCGUCGUGCGAUUUCUUUAGUAACAGCCCCCAGUCCCUUGGCUAGGGAGGGGAAUCGUGCGCGAGGGGGGGUGCAGGACGUGAUUUCCCCUCCCAAGGGGACGUCUUCGCCCGACCCUCGUCGGCGACUCUCGCUGCAGAUUCCCGUGGCGGAGACAAAAGAGACGUUGCCGGGGGGUCGACCGUCUUCGGCGGUGCUCGCAGGAUCCCUCGCGGUGGAAGGCAACGAGGGGGUUUUGGCGUGGUCGUCGCUCUGUGAGAGGCCCGGGCGCUGCGAAGGGGUCCCCUCUGGGCGGCUGGAGGAGAUCCUCCGCGCGAAGGUGAUCGCCUUCGAGGUGCGUUGCCGCGAGCGCCGGCGGGCGCAACGGGAGGUUCGCACGCGGCAAGAAGCCCAUCGAGCCCACCUUAAGGAGCAACUCAACGAGCUCUACACGCGGACCUUUGAGACGUCCGUCGCGCAGCUGCAGCAGCAGGAGCGAUUGAACGCAGGGUCGGUUGCUAAGGCCGUCUUUACGGCGGAGACGCCGCUGCCGACGCCGUUCCUUUCGGUGAAAAAUCGUUCAGAAGGGGUUGAGCGCCACGCGGGCGGCGUCGCGACGUCCUCUUUCUUCACCCUUCCCGAUCUCUCCACGACGCAACGACCGGUUAGGGAGGGAGGGGGGACGGUUGAUGCUGUUUGUCCAUCUUUGCGGCCUUCCAGCGGCUCUGCCGCGCUGCUUCCCGGGGAUGUUUUGUAUUCCAGCACGCACGCGACCGCGCGCGCUAAUUCAACGACUCCAAGUAAGCGUUUUGAUACCCAAUGGGAUAGGGGGAUGUGGGAUACCCGCUCGAAGGAGACUUCUGCGAGGUAUCCUUUAAGUUACCGCCCUGGCCAAACCAAUUCUGAGACUUGCAACGCCAAGAACAGUUGCAGUGGACGCUAUUCCGCACCUUAUGGGAUUUUGUUAGAUCGUAUGGCGCAGUCGGCUAUCGAGGAGGCCACCGCUCGGCAGCAUUUAUCCGACAUUCGUCAACAGCGUCGACAUAGAGGGAGAGGGGGCUUCGCUCCUUCCUUAAGCAGGGGAUCGGAUGGAAACUCCGUCUCGUUUUCCCGUUUGACAGACAAUGCACUGGAUCAAUGCAUUCACAACACCUCUGUGCGAUUUCGAAGGGGUGAUGCGGCAUGUGGGGUGGACAGACUAAAUUUGCCCCCUUCUUCCCUGGAGUCCGACGUGAAGUCCUCGUUUUUGGUUUCCUGCGAUGGUGCACCCCUGGCAGCUCUGCUUCUUUCCGGGACCACGGCGGAGGACUCUUUGCGAAACCCACCCAUAACGACAGCGGCGAGUCUUUCUCUUGGUGAGACGAAUGUAGCCCAAUCUGUGAUGCGGGAGGCGAAAGAGGCGGCUACAAUUGCGUAUAUGACGCAGCGCUUUGCUCAGCAACCGCCACAGCGGAUAUCGCUGUGCCCGCGGUUUAUUGCGCCCCUCCUGAAUUCGGAUACGGGGUUGUGGGAGUCCUCUUCGGUGGAGGAAGUGGACGAGGCGCUGCGGGGGCAUCCCCGUGCUCGCCCUCCGCGUUUGCGCGAGGAGCUGCGGUGGCGCUGGAGCGCCCCCCCUUCCUCCGAGGAAGGGUCGUCGACCUCGGAUUCGCCAUCCUCCAAAGGAAAAUGCGAGGACGCCGAGCGUAGCUCCACGGGAGGAAGUGAAUCGGAGAGCGAAGACGUGUCGGUAGGUACGGAAAGGCGGUACCGCACUCGGCACCACUCCGAUUACACUCGUCGUAAAAGCGCUAGGAAUCCCAACUCUUCCUCGCAGGAUAUUUCGUUGACCACUUCUCUAAAAGCAGAGAGAAGGGGUAAUAGAGUCAAGAGCGGGAAUUCCACUAUUACAGAUAGCGGUGGGUUGAAACCCCUCAAAAGCCCCAUUUCUAGCACCAGCAAAAACACGAGAAGUACCUCAGAGAGAGACGAUAGGGUUGACAGCGACUUUACCUCUGAUUCAUGCACUAGUAAGGCAUACGAAGAGUCUACUGAAGAGGAAGAGGACGAAGAAGAGGAAGAAGAAGAAGAAGAGGAAGAAGAAGAAGAAGAAGAAGAGGAAGAAGAAGAAGAAGAAGAAGAGGAAGACUUCAAGCUCUACAAGGCACUUUACGAUGCUGAGAGUGGUCACCGGUACUUUGACUACAGCCUGCCAGUUACACUGGAGUGCAUUCCGUCAAGUGCCCUAAACACGCAACCCAUCAUCAGCGCCCCCACCUCCUCAACGAACAGCUCCUUUACGGAGGUGCGUGAGAAUCUGACGUCCGCCAAGUCGCCAAUUGCGCCACGAAAGGAGCUCCCCCUCGUCAAGAAGGAGAGUCGCGUAGCGCAAAACCCUGUCAGGGUUGAUUUAACCCAACAAGACGGGUUAAAACCGUCGACUUCGAAGCCAUCGACUGAAAACCACCCUCUUCGGGCGGCCGGUGCGGUUCCGACGCCACGUCAGCCGCUCGCGAGGGAGUUCGAGGCGGAGGACGGGCUUUUUCUCGUGGGGCGUAGGAUGCAGCGGCCGAUCCGACCCGCUCCUUUCGCGCGUACGGCAGCGUCAGGGCGUGCAGAUUCCCCACGUGAGAGGCCGCAUGAAGGGAGCUUGCCGGUGACCUUGAAGAAAAAUCCACCCACCACGGAACCCCUCGCCGAGACGACGACGAUGGUGCCCCCAAAGAUGAAGGACGUUAUGGCGAAGCGUGUAAGCGUACGUGAGCACCUUUCCCCGUCGUGGUUGAAUGAUCAUGCUGUAUCGCUAACCUUGCCGCUUUUAUCUCUGCGCAUGCGGACUCGUCUUUUGGGGGUGUUGUGGCGUGUGCAGCAGGCGCUGCGAAAGUGGCAGCUGGAUGCGGUGCUGCUUCGCAGCUGCAUCGACGACGCGAAGGGGAAUCACGUGCCCGCCGCCGCGGAGCUCUUGAAAGAUUUUGGGCUCUAUUUUUGCAUUGAAACUCCCGCCGCAAUCGAGCGCACUGCUGGCUUUCGUAGAGACCAAACAUCACGCCCGCUCCAAACUCACAAGUCAGCACAUAAAACCUUGAAAGGGGAGAAUAAGCGUCCUGGGAAAGAUUUGUCAGACGUUGAUGGGCAGUUUUCAGAACUGAGGAUGGGGCCUAAUACGUUAAAGCGGUUAACAUGCGAUGAGGAUUGGUCCGCCGUCAUGGAGGUCUGGAAAACUCAAUAUGCCGCGCGACCUUUUAUGCGGCUUUAUCUGCGCAUCCCUGAUAAGUUAUCCACUGAUUUUGAUAGCGUAUUACCGCGUCUGCACUUGGUUCAGGAAGGGGUCGAAAAGAAAAGCUGA